Kwoniella shivajii is the source of this 2229-nucleotide messenger RNA. RefSeq lists its product as uncharacterized. The transcript has 9 exons. The record is from RefSeq and is a predicted model, not a curated record. Gene Ontology annotation, molecular function: RNA polymerase II transcription regulatory region sequence-specific DNA binding; zinc ion binding; DNA-binding transcription factor activity, RNA polymerase II-specific. Gene Ontology annotation, biological process: regulation of DNA-templated transcription. Gene Ontology annotation, cellular component: nucleus. NCBI's taxonomy places the organism in Eukaryota, Fungi, Basidiomycota, Tremellomycetes, Tremellales, Cryptococcaceae. The coding region runs from base 1 to 2229 and encodes 742 amino acids.
AUGAAUAACCUAAAUGGUUAUCAAAAUUAUGAUGAUCCAAAUAAUAUAAUAAAUACAAAUAUAAACUAUGAUCAAUCGAUAAAUAACAACAACAACAAUCACAAUAAUACAAAUAACAAUUCAUCAAUAAUAUAUCCCGGUUUAACACGAAGUAUAUCAUCUUCAUCUUCAACUGUACAUCCAAAUCAAUAUGAUCCAUCUUCGUCCAAUAUCAAUAUCAAUACCAAUACCGCAACAACAACUUCAGAUCCAUAUACCUACCUUCACUCUCAACUAGGUGCAUCAAGCUUACAUUCACAAUUGGGUGCAUCAAGCUUGAGAGGUAUAGUACCUAAUAUAAAACCUACUUCAUUCAACUCAAUCUUCAAUGAUGAUAACAAUGGAGGGAUCGAGUCUCAAUAUCAGAAUCCACAUCAGCAUCAGUCAGGUCCCACAAGAAUAUCUGGUAUAGCUAAAAAGAAAUCAGCUGCUAAAAGAGCAAAUCAUUUACUUGGCACGAGUGGAGAUGUUUUAGGCAAAAGUGGUGACUCGAGGAAGAAGAGGACGAAAAGAUCGUCAGGGAAAGCAUGUGUAUAUUGUCGAAGAAGUCAUAUGGUAUGUGAAGGUGGAAGGCCUUGUGAGAGAUGUAUCAAAAGAGAGAUUCCUCAUUUGUGUCGUGACUUCACACCCCCGCCUCAUCAGCCUCAUCAUUCUCAUUCGUACAAAUCGGAAACGAGUCUUCGAGAAGAUUCGCCUUCAAUUGACGAUAUCGGUGAAACAUCAACACAAGCUCAAUCUACUAUAAUACCGAGCAUCACUCCUCAGCCUCAGAUCCCCGUUUACCCAGAUACUACAUUCCCUCCAACUUGGCCGUUACUUCCCAAUCCAUCAAACCAGAUGCAAUUCAAUUCCGCUCCUUCACAACUCAACCAGCCUCUGGUGCAGACCCCUCCUGUCAAAGUAGAACCUGAUAUGACUGGCAAUGGUAACGCGGCGAUGCAAGCUCCUUCGUGGGGCACGUCACAAGACGAUUCGGAACUAGCAGCGUUGAACAAAUUCAUGCAAGACCUCGGUGUCCCUGCUCUUCCAGGAGACUUUUUCAGCUUUAUGAAUCAAGUCGAUGGAACCGAGGCAAACAAUUCGCUACAAGUUCCGUUUUCCGAUGAUACGGCUAAUGGCAGUUCAUUAUCAAUGGCUGAUUUCUCCAAUCAAUCUUUCCCUCAAGGGUCUGGAGGUUCAUUCGUAGUACCUGGAAAUGUCAAAGGGAAAGGAAAGGUAGUCCCAAUGUCUAGAAUCGAUAAAUUCAUGAUGGCUGCAGCUGAUCAACCUGAUGGAACUCGAGCUGCGAGAUUGGCUCAAGUCAUCAAAGCGAAAUAUGACGCAGGUCUAUUGAAGCCUUAUGACUAUGUCAAAGGGUACGAGAGGAUGAACAAGUGGAUGGAAUCAGGACGUGCAGCACCUAGAAUAGAGAGCAGGGCAGGUAGCGAGACUGAUUCUCCGAUAGGGCUAUCAAGGAAUGGAGGGCUAUCAAUCACCUCUAUGACACCUCAUCAGGCUCUAGGCAAAAGUAUAUCACCUGAUUCAAGAAGACGGAUAUUAGCUGCUUUAGCUGGAUUCAGACCUAAAUUCAGACAAAUAGCCCGUACUUUGACCAACGUAGAUUUGGUUUUCGUAGAAGAAGCUAUGGAAAGAUGGAUGUUGGAGUAUGAUAGAGCGUUUGCUUCCAUUCAUACACCUUCUUGUAUAUGGAGAAGAACGGGUGAAAUACAAAAAGCGAAUCAAGAAUUCUCCAAUUUGACUGGAAUCCCAGCUUCCAUGUUUCGAGAUGGUCAAUUGUGUGUUUACGAAUUGAUGGACGAAGAAAGCGCUGUGAGGUAUUGGGAAGGAUAUGCGAAGAUUGCAUUUGAUCAAAACCAAAGAUCAAUGUACAUUUCAUGUACUUUACAUAUACCAAUAUCGUUAACGAAACUGAAACCUAGACGUAUUCCGAUGUCCUCAUCGUCAAAUACACAUACACCUACAUUACAACAACAUUCAAAAUCAGCUCAAUCGAUACCUUUCACCCCUGAUUUGACUUUACCUCAAAGUGUUCUAUACAAUGAUGGGAAUAUGUCAAUGUCAGAAAAUGGAUUCUUGGAAGAAUUUAGAGAAUUAAAAUGUUGUUUUAGUGUAACUAUUAGAAGAGAUACUUGGGGUGUACCAGUUGCCAUUAUGGGUCAAUGGAUCCGGAGAAAAGAAGGAAUAAUGUAA